AUGGAUAGCGAUAGCGACCUCGAGGUCGGCAGAGAGAGCGAGGAAGAGGAGAAAGGGCAAGAUGCGGGGGAAGUCGACACUUCAGAGCUUGAUGCGCAAAUCGCCGCGCUUGUGGAAGCGAGGCGGCGGCAGGUUGAGAAGGCUAAGCGGGACAAGGAGAGAAGGGCGAGAGAGAAUGCGCACAUCUUGGUCGCUGUAACGCCGACCAAGAAGGAGAAAGUCCGGACCGAUGUCCCACUGCCAUCAGCGCCAAAAUCUGCUCUCGCCAACCAUGUCCACAAGGCGAAACCAGCCAGACCUGGUCAGCCCACUCAAUCACUUGCCUCGGUCCCCGUGCUACCUGCCUCCGCAACAGCUGGACCCUCUAAUUUCGCUUCCAAGCUCGCGGCCGUACGAAACCCCUCUCCGGCCCUGGCUCGGCGCGCGUCGGACGAAGAAGAAGUGAAGGAGGAUGUCAAGGAGAAGAAGUACACGCGGGACGAGCAUACGUUGCAGAUCAUCGAGAAGCUCGAGAUGGGGCCCAAGGAGUUUGGGUUUGAUCCGGAGGGCGAGCAGGUAUGGGAGUAUGUCGAGCCGAAUAGCAAGAUACGGCUGAACGAGCGGAAACUUCCCCACGACACGGUCCAAGCGCACAUGUACGGCCGGUACUACCUCCCUCCUUCUCUCCUCUAUUCGGUCAUCCGCCUGUCACGCGAUGGCGCAACAUAUGACGUCCCGGUCGAGGGCGACUGGGUCACCAUCGCUGUCGUGGCCGAGAAGAGCGAUAUCCGAGUCAGCGGCGGUGGCGGAGGAGGCGGAGGCGGUUCGCGCGCAGAAGACAACGAUACCUCGGAGGACGAGGCGGCGGUCAAGAGAGCUCCGGAGCGGGGCGACUUCUCCCUCGCCUCUCCUUCGAAGAAGACGUAUCAGAAACCCAAAGGCAAAGACGCCAAAUCCGACUAUAAACGCAGGAAACCAAAGAAAUACGUCAAUCUCAAGCUGGCGGCGCUUCCAUCCCGAACAAAGAUGGCAAGUGUGCCAGGAGCGGGAGGGGAUGCGAUUCUCCAGCUACUGCUGUUUCAGGCAGAAUCGGUGGUCAAGUCGGAAGAGGUGGAUGAGGAUGGGAAGGCCAAAGUGACGUAUGCGGGUGGGAGUGGAGGCGCGUUCGAGAGGUGGGCGAAUCUGGGUGUAGGGGAUGUAGUGGGGAUCAUCAGUCCCAGGAUACUCAGGCCACUGAAAGCUGGAGGUAGUGCCCCACAUCCUCUCACCCUGCCACUCGCGCUUAAUCCCAAUUCUGGCGACUCGGUCUUCUACAUCGGCAAGUCGAAGGAUCUGGGUCGCUGCUCGGCGGUACAGAAGGAUGGGAACAGGUGCAGAUCAUGGGUCGACAUGCGUCAAAGCCCAGUCUGCGAAUACCACGUUCACCUCUCGAUGCAGCGCGCCCGAGCAGGCCGAGCCGAAUUCACCGCUUCCACCUCCUCCUUCGCACUCACCAAUUCGCGUCCUUCCCAGCCCAGCCGACCUGGGUUUGGCAAGCCCCCCAUCCCCGGCAAAGGGAGCGGCAUCAAUCACCAAACCAAAACCGGUCUCUUACCUGCCGGCGGUCCACAGGCCGCACCACGCGGAGCAGAGAAUGGCGGUGGCGGUGCGACAUAUAUGGUCGGCGGCAAGACGAUCCGGACGGACCGCUCUGAAGGGGGUCUGAAGGGCUUUGGGGACGAGCAUCUGAAUGAGCGACUGGGGCGGAAUCGGACCGCGCGGGACGUCCGAAAGAAGCUCGAGGUGAAGGAGGACGAGGAGGUCUUGAAGCGAUUGAUGGUCGGUGGGCAAGGGAGCAGUGGACAGCGGAAUCUCGAGGCAAUCAGGAUGAAGCGGAAAGAGAGGGAGAGGGAGGAGGCGGGGCAGAAAGAUAAGAGGAAGAAGCGGAGGGUCGAGGUGGAAGAGGAGAAGAGUUCGGAUGCGGAUGAAGAGGAGGAGAAGAAACGACCCUUCAAUGCCGAAAGUGUCAAACGGAUCGGCUUUGAUCCCACUGCGGCGGCUCGGGCGGCGACGUUGGGAAAAGACGAGAAGAGGCGGAAGGACGAGACGAUUGCGCUCCUCAAGAAUCCGGAUUCGGGGAAUAGAUUCAACGCAAAGAAGAAGAUCAGGACGGAGAAUGUCAAGAAGCCGGAGCGGUACGAGUAUGAGGCGCCGAGUGGAGGGAGGAAAGAUAGCUGGGCUAUCCGUGGAAAUAGGGACGCGGGAGAUGAAAGCGAUGGGGAGGAGGAAGAGGGGAUGAUCGAUCUGGACUAA
This is a messenger RNA of Dioszegia hungarica, 2271 nucleotides long. RefSeq lists its product as uncharacterized. Gene Ontology annotation, molecular function: single-stranded DNA binding; DNA replication origin binding. Gene Ontology annotation, cellular component: replication fork protection complex; nucleus. Gene Ontology annotation, biological process: DNA replication initiation; DNA replication. The coding region runs from base 1 to 2271 and encodes 756 amino acids. The record is from RefSeq and is a predicted model, not a curated record. NCBI's taxonomy places the organism in Eukaryota, Fungi, Basidiomycota, Tremellomycetes, Tremellales, Bulleribasidiaceae. The transcript has 6 exons.